AUGGCUGGUAACACAGUGAAAACAGUGUGGGAUGAGAUCCAUGACCAGAUCCUGGAAUCCGGGGUGAAAAUAUCAGAUUCUUUCAAAAAGAGUGUCGAAGAAUUAUCGAGGAUUGUCGAGGGAAUUCACGCACUCGUUUGCGCCUACGCAGGCCGUGGAUUCUUCCGAAGAUUCUUCUGCUCCGAGAGCGAUCUGGGGUGCAUCGCAGAAUUUCAGCAGCAGCUGGACCAAGCCAAAAGGAAUUUUGAGCUGGUUACAAUAAUUAACGUCCGAGCCACAGUUGAGCGUAUUGAACAAAAUCAACGUCAUAUUGGAGGGGCAGGCUCACCGACUGCAUCAACCGUGACCAUGAGCAAUACUGGGGGAGGCGUGUUCAAUAAUGUCGUCGGAAACCAAUACAAUGAUCUCGCUACAACGACCACGGGAGGGCGACAGUGGCCCAUCGCUUUCAGAGCGUCGCAGAACAAAAACACAUGGGGCGAUACAUACGCCGCGGAGUGGCAUCAGCGAAGCGAGAUCAUGGCCUCGAGGCUGCGCCAUCCAGGGACUGAUCUUUGUGCAUCGCAAGCUAAACACCCUCGCCAUAGGAUGCGGAGACAAGUGAUGAACCAGCAGUUGAUCUAG
Molecule: messenger RNA, 624 nt
Organism: Pleurotus ostreatus (oyster mushroom)
Lineage: Eukaryota; Fungi; Basidiomycota; Agaricomycetes; Agaricales; Pleurotaceae
Exons: 4
Coding region: 1-624 (207 amino acids)
Source: RefSeq, a predicted model, not a curated record